Molecule: messenger RNA, 5583 nt
Organism: Lagopus muta (rock ptarmigan)
Lineage: Eukaryota; Metazoa; Chordata; Aves; Galliformes; Phasianidae
Product: delta-1 crystallin
Exons: 15
Coding region: 3755-5158 (467 amino acids)
Cellular component (GO): cytosol
Molecular function (GO): argininosuccinate lyase activity
Source: RefSeq, a predicted model, not a curated record
GGUCUUUUUCAUGUCAGGAUUAACUGACCUUGCAAGUUGGCAAAUGCCCUUCAACUUCUUUGCCACGUUUCUAAUCUUGCCCAUGAAACUGCCUGUACACCAUCUCCCAGGUAGACUAAAAAGAAGAAAAGAAUUUAAAAGCUUUCACUUGAGAGUGUUAUUUCCAGACUUUACCAAAUUUCCAGAGUUGUGUUCCAGAAGCCUACAAAUCCUCACGUGCCUCUUGUCACUCUCUGUAGAUAUGGAUUCAAAAUCUUCAGCAUAUUAAUUGUAUUUCUCCUUUGUUAGAUUUCUCCCCCAGCACCAAUUUAUCAUCUUUGUGUUCAGUGUUUCUCCCAAAGUUUUGUUCCAGACCUUUUUUACUGUCCACAAUGACAAUGCCCAAUCCCAGCAGCCAGAAAGAAUGAGCAUAACACAAAUGCCUCUCUCAGUGGCCCUCAACCUUUUUCUUUCCAAAAGAAAUAUUCUUCCUACAUUCUCCCUAGCAGAGACAUGCAGCCUGUUAGGGUUGAAGUACGUAAACGACCAGCUACAGGUCCACUGACAUCAUGCAAGGGGAAUCUCUAAGAGAGAACUCAUUACCAUUACGUACAACUCUGCAGGAGAGAUGGAGUGAUUAGCUCAGUGAACUUUGUUUUUAAUUGCUGCACGUUAGAUGUUAGACAGUUAUGCUACACCAUCCAUAGGGAAUGCAGACAUAGGUUUUUCUAAAUGUGCUUAGCAUGUCAACAUUUUAAGCAUUGGCUUGUGAUUGUUACCACUAAGGCUUGGUAGAGAGGGGCCUCGGUAUUAACUAUUGAAAGCAGGGGGCCUAGCAAUUGCUAUUGAAAGCAGAUCUGCAGGGUAUUUGUAUUCUUUGUCAUGAAAGAUGUUUACUGUAUUCAGCAUUUCGCUGAUCACCCUAUAGUGUCUUUUUUUCUUUUACAUUCAAAAUUCAUUAAACAAGGUUGUUGUGUUUUGUUUUUUUUUAACAAAAAAUGUCAGCACUGCUUCACACCAGUCUAGCUGACGCUGCGUUUGACCAGCACUUUCAGCCCACUGCGCUUUUUAUUCUUCUAAACCAAAAUGACACUUAAAAAAGAAUGCUUUUAAAGAAGAUAUAUUGUAGCUGUUUGUCACCUCAGCCUCAGUUAUGAAAAUGUUAUGGAUAGAGCAUUUCUAUACACCACAAAAGCACUUUCGGAGCUGCACUCCACAAGUAUUGCGCUCUUCCAGCAAAACAGAAAUAAGCACUGUGAAUAGUAAGGAUGUGAAUGUGAUUGCUAAAGCAAGUACAAAUAAAAUUCAAAUCUUAGAGCACAUUAAAAUAUAUUUAAUUGAACUUCUCCAUGCUGCAGCAUGGGCGAUUUCCUCUUACUACUUCAUUGCAUGUCAUCUGGGAAUGGUCAUUUAUGAAUGAUGUGCCAUUCUCUGUGCCAAAUGGAAAACAAGUGGACAACAAAACACCCUUCCAUGAGAACCUCCUCAGGAUUGACUGGGGACUGGGGAUCUGGGGGGUCAUUCUUUCACUAAGCAAAUAAAGGACUGAAAGAAGAAAACAGACAGCAGUGAGACAUCAAUACCGGCACAAAUAAAGAAGAUAAUGAUGAGGAUACGUUUCAGUGUUUGUUAGAAGAGACCUAUUCUGCAAUUCUAUUCCUCUAUUUUUCCCUCAAAAAAAAACCUUCCCAGCCCCAAAAGUCUUUAAGACAUCUUAUUUUUUCAAUGUUCAGUUUCACAUUAAGGAUUUCUGAUUGGCUUUACAGCCUCACUUCCAUUUCUAUUACAACAAUAUUACUCUGUAUUCUAUGUUGCCCGCUGUAUAGAAGAGAUCAGUAUGAAGUGUUUCAUCUGAAAACAGGAAAAGAGAAUUAAUAACCUUCUAGAUAUAAUCUGGGGCAGUGUUUGUACAUAAACUAAUCCCUGUGAAGUUGCUCAGUGCACAGUGAUGCCGCUGAUGGAUCCCAUGUGGAAGCACUUGUCCUUGCCAUGUGUAAUUCCAGGCAUAGAUUAAUAAAAAUAGGAUCAUCUGAUAACAAACACAGAAGGCUUCUUGAUCACAAAACUAGAUUUGUGGUCAAGACACAGAUUAUGAAAACAGCAGAAAUGCAGCUAAGUUGUUGCUUUUGAUUAAUACCCGGCUGCACGUGGGUUGCACAUUUUUGUCCCACAGCAUCCAUUAGAACAAUUUAUUUCAUCACCACAAAUAUAACACAUGAAUGUGUUACUGAUCUCUCAUCUCACUUGGGCACCUGGGAUCGUUACUUUUCCCCUUUUUCCCUGUGGGCACAUCCUGCUGGACAUCUUCAGGCAGAAAAACAUACAGUCCUCACUUAGGCUGUGUGCUAACCUAUACUCAUACCACAAACAUGAGACAGAUGCUCUCCGUAUCGGGUGCACUCAGGUUGUAAACUGAAUGCUUAUGAUUCUCCCAAAAGAACAGCAAUUUCCUGUCAAAGCCCGGAGUAAGGACAAGGACAUUUGUAAAGGGUGAAAGAGACAAGAAAAGUAGUAAAAAUGAUGGAUUUCAAAGCAAGAAGGAUGUGAUCACAAAGCAAGCAAUUAAGCAGUUUCCUACUGUAGAUGUCCUGGAGUAAAUUGAAAAAGGAGACAAGUUGAAGAACUGAGAGAAAGAAGAAAAAGGACUGGACAGGCAGCUAAAGGGAAGGAAGAAAUGGGGAUGAGAAAAUUAGAAUAUGUUUCAUGAGCUUUGCCAAAGGUCUGUGCCAUGCAGAUGGAAGCAUGCUACACUGUAGUAGCACACAGUAAGGCAAACCAGCAAGUGCUCUGUCAGAGCAGGAAAGUGCUGUGUCUAAUGUGAAACUGGUGCUGGGGAGCAGCUUUGUGAGCAGCUGUUUCCAAUGCUCCCAUUUUUUAAAUCAAUUCUUUAAAACCAUGAUAUGUAGAGUCUGAUGGAGUUAAGACAUGGGCUAUUUGCCAGGGCUGCAAACCAGUGACUGCCGUGGCACUGCACAAAACCCACAGCCUCAGGUUCACAGGACCUUCUCAAGAUUGACCCAAUGCAAUUGGUGACAGCAGAAACCCUGAAAGCUGAAGUGUCCUUUGAAAUGGGUAGAAAAGGCUCAUCUGCACGGGAACUGGAGACAGAAUAGCUCCCAGCUGUUUCAUUCUUGUGUGUUGCUGGCAAUGUAGAUGGAGUGUGGAUGAUCCACCCAACAUCCCAAGUACAUUCAUACCUAUGUAGAGGGGGAUGCCAGAGCAAAAGGACUCCUUCCAUACAAGGAUACUCCCUGACAAGGAGAUGACCUGCCAGUGAAACCACACAGCAGACACUCUCCCAACACAGAUACUCUUACACCAGUAUCUUUACAAACAAGCAACAUGAGGGCAUCUCUGCCAGCUCUUCUUCACAGCAACCCUACCCGCUGGGAAACCUCUCUCUGACCUUUUCCUGAUUGAGCAAAGGCCGGACACAGGACAGGAGUGGGCAGCAGGAGGGGGGCCAGGGAGGAGGGGGGCAGAGCUGGGCUGGACGAGGGGACACCCCGCCCCAAUGGGGCGUGACGAGCUGCCAGCCCAGGCUCCGAGGCACGUAAAAGCAGGGCGGUGAGACCGGAGAGCACGGAGCAACCAGCCAGGGCUGAGCUGCGGAGACGGUGAGCAGGGCCGUGCGGGCAGCUGGGGAGGCUCUGUGCUGCUGUGAGGCUGGGGCAGAGCUGAGCUGAGCCAGAGCUGAACUGAGCCUCGCUUUGCUGUUCUGCAGGUUGCACCAGGUGCCAGGAUCGCUGCAAACACGAGCAAAACGUCGUCCGAAAUGGCAACCGAGGGGGAUAAACUUUUGGGAGGAAGAUUUGUUGGAAGCACAGAUCCCAUCAUGGAGAUUCUCAGCUCUUCUAUAUCCACUGAGCAGAGACUAACUGAAGUUGAUAUCCAGGCAAGCAUGGCUUAUGCUAAGGCCUUGGAGAAGGCUAGCAUCCUAACCAAAACUGAGCUGGAGAAGAUCCUGAGUGGCCUGGAAAAGAUCUCUGAGGAAUCAUCUAAGGGAAUCCUUGUAAUGACCCAAAGUGAUGAGGAUAUCCAGACUGCCAUUGAACGCAGACUGAAGGAGCUGAUUGGGGAUAUAGCUGGAAAGCUGCAGACUGGAAGAAGCAGGAAUGAACAGGUUGUGACUGACCUGAAGCUGCUCCUGAAGAGUUCCAUCUCUGUCAUCUCCACUCACCUGCUGCAGCUCAUCAAGACCUUGGUGGAGCGUGCUGCCAUAGAAAUUGAUGUUAUCAUGCCUGGCUACACCCACCUGCAGAAAGCUCUGCCCAUCAGAUGGAGCCAGUUCCUGCUCAGCCACGCUGUUGCACUGACCCGUGAUUCUGAGCGCCUGGGAGAAGUGAAGAAAAGGAUCACUGUGUUGCCUCUGGGAAGUGGUGUCCUGGCAGGCAACCCACUGGAAAUUGAUAGAGAGCUUCUGCGUAGCGAACUGGACAUGACUUCCAUCACCCUGAACAGCAUAGAUGCCAUCAGUGAGAGAGACUUUGUGGUGGAAUUAAUCUCCGUUGCCACCCUGCUGAUGAUCCACCUUAGCAAGCUGGCCGAAGAUCUCAUCAUCUUCAGCACCACUGAAUUUGGCUUUGUGACUCUCUCUGAUGCCUACAGCACUGGCAGCAGCCUGUUGCCUCAGAAGAAGAAUCCUGAUAGCCUGGAACUGAUCCGCAGCAAAGCUGGUCGUGUGUUUGGACGGUUGGCUGCUAUUCUCAUGGUUCUGAAAGGAAUUCCAAGCACCUUCAGCAAGGAUCUGCAGGAGGACAAGGAAGCUGUCCUUGAUGUUGUGGACACUCUGACUGCUGUGCUCCAGGUUGCCACUGGAGUGAUUUCUACCCUCCAGAUCAACAAGGAGAACAUGGAGAAGGCUCUGACCCCUGAGUUGCUGUCUACUGAUCUGGCUCUCUACUUGGUUCGUAAAGGAAUGCCCAUCAGACAAGCCCAAACUGCUUCUGGGAAGGCCGUCCACCUUGCUGAGACUAAAGGCAUCACCAUCAAUAAUCUCACCCUGGAGGACCUGAAGAGCAUCAGGUUUGUACCGCAUUACCAUAGAUCCCCUCAAAAGACUGAUGUCAGCCUGGCUUCCUUACGGUCCCCUUCUGUACAUACACUGGGAUUGACAGCACUGCAAAAUUCUUCCUGGUCUGUAUACCACUGCUGCUACUGCCAAGCUUGUAUUGACUGAAGUUUGGUGAGGGAGACAACAGUGUUGCCUUUUGACUGGAGCAGGGCAUGGGCCACAGGUACUGGGAGGGUAUGGAGAAAUUCACCUGGAGGCACCAGCACUGUAGAAUUUGGCUUCAGACUUCCUUCCUCCCUCUGCCCUUGCAGCUGUGUCUUUGGUAUGUCAGGAACUGCUCCUGUCAGGCACUAGAGGUGCAGAAGCAGAACUUCAUGAUGCUUUUCCCCUUGGAAAAGGCUCAGCCUCUACUUCCUUAUUUUCUCCACAGACAGUAUAAAGCCAUCAAGCAGUGCCCCUCAUUCCCCACUGACACCUCUUCUCUUUGCCUCCCCAGCCCUCUGUUUGCCAGCGAUGUCUCCCAGGUCUUCAGCGUUGUCAACAGCGUGGAGCAGUACACUGCUGUGGGCGGCACUGCCAAGAGCAGCGUG